UCUUAAAGACUAUUUCAAUUUAGUUGGCAAUUGCUGGCCAUUGCAAUAUUAACACGGCCAAGUAGCCGACUUGGUGGAACAGUCAUUCCAUAACAGCAGCAGACCAAGCAAACAAAUCAAAUUUACUGCAAGUUUAAGUUGAAAUAGUUAUGACGUCGCCUUGGUCCAAGGGCAGCAAUGAGCCCGUGCAGACGGCCAGUCUGGCGGACAUAAUGUCUGAGCAAUAUGCCCAUAAAUUGCACGACAAGGAGCUGAAACAGCAGCAGCAAAUUGAGAAAAGGAAACAGCAGCAGCAACAACAACAGUCGCCGCCCGUGGCAGCCGCGCCCACUUCGCCCAGCUACUCGGAUGUGGCGAGUACAUCAAGAGACGGCAGUCAGGGGGAGCAAGAGCAGUGGGAGGAUUACAGAAUACUGCUCGAGGAGCAGGCAAAAGCGGAGGAGGAGGAAGCAGAAUCAGAUGCAGUCAUUGCCCAAAUGCUUCAAUCCCAAUUCGAUCACGAAUACAAUGAGGAACUGCGUCGCAUCGAGCGACAGCAGAACAAGCAAUCCAAAGUUACCAUAACACUCAAUAAAUUUCUGCGCAGCGGCGAUGCUGAAUUUUUGCACGACACCGAAGCGGUAUCGGAGGAUGAGGAUGAGUUGGAGCGACAGAAACAUGACUGGGAUCGUUUCGAGACAAAUGAAAAGAUGCUCGAUGCGAUACCCAAAUGUGGCUUCACCAAGCUGGACAAGGAUGGGGAAAUGAUCACCAAACACGAUCCACAAUUGUGCGAGGUGCGAAAUGCACAGCGUGUGAUGUCCUUUCCACCUGAAUUCCCCACGGGAGAUGGCGCCUGCUUUGACAUGAAGCUGUCCAAUAAGGUAUUCAAUCAGCUAAAGGCGUAUUCGCGACGAGGACGCGCCGAUCGCAAAGAGAAAAUGGCCACCGCUGAGAUGGGCGUCGAUGCCGCCACACGUCUGCUGCUCUACAAGCUGAUCAACAAUCAGAUAUUGGAACAGAUCAAUGGCAUUAUAUCCACCGGCAAGGAGGCGGUCAUUUUGCACGCCAAUUCGGAUGCCAACUAUACGGGGAACAACGAGAAUGGACAUGGCAAUGCGCUGCUUGUGGCGCCCGAACUGCUGCCCAAGGAGUGCGCCAUAAAGGUGUUCAAGACGACGCUGAAUGAGUUCAAGCAGCGUGAUCGUUACAUCAAGGAUGACUUUCGGUUUAAGGAUCGUUUCAGCAAACAGAAUAAUCGUACCGUCAUCAAUAUGUGGGCGGAAAAAGAGAUGCAUAAUUUGAUGCGGAUGCAGGCCAUUGGGCUGAAUGUGCCCGAUGUUGUGGUGCUAAAGAAACAUGUACUUGUCAUGCGCUUCAUCGGCGACAAUCACAAUGCGGCGCCCAAGCUUAAGGAUGCCAGGCUCAGCGUUGCCGAGCUGAGCUGCGCCUACGAGGAGAUUGUGGCCGCCAUGCAUAAGAUGUACAACGAGGCCAAGUUGGUGCAUGCCGAUCUCAGUGAAUACAAUAUACUCUGGUUUGAGGGCAAGUGCUGGUUCAUCGAUGUCGCCCAGAGCGUUGAGCCGGAGCAUCCCAGUGCGCUGGAGUUCCUCAUGCGCGAUUGCGCCAACAUUGUCAACUUCUUUGACAAGCGGGGACUGGCCAACAUCUACAGCAAGGAGCAGCUAUUUGAGUUCAUCACUGCCUUAAAUGCGGAGACGCAUAAUGCGGCGAUGCUGGAGCGGAUUCAUACGCGUGGCGCCUCCAUCAAUCAGGCGACGGUGCCCAAUCAGCUCGAGUGUCCCGACGAGCUCAAACCACUCGAAUAUCCUUUUGAGCUCGCCUGGGAGAAGUCCCAAUUAGAUCGCCAACAGGCAAAGCAACUGCAGCUGAAAGAGGAAGAGGAAAAUGGCCAGCAGAAGGACAACAAGGAUGUGGAUAAGAGCCAAACUGCCAAAUGUGUCCAGUGACAACAACAGACGAAGCUAAUCUGUAGUUUAUAAUUAUAUUAGAAAUUUUCUCACAUUGAUAUUUUUUGCGAUUCUGUAAUGGUUUUGGAAUUUUUAAAAUUCAUCCCUAUUAAAACAUUUACAGACUUGAGAACUAAGUAA
Drosophila grimshawi is the source of this 2090-nucleotide messenger RNA. RefSeq names its product serine/threonine-protein kinase RIO3. The coding region runs from base 150 to 1949 and encodes 599 amino acids. Gene Ontology annotation, cellular component: preribosome, small subunit precursor; cytosol. NCBI's taxonomy places the organism in Eukaryota, Metazoa, Arthropoda, Insecta, Diptera, Drosophilidae. Gene Ontology annotation, biological process: maturation of SSU-rRNA; protein phosphorylation. The transcript has 3 exons. Gene Ontology annotation, molecular function: protein serine/threonine kinase activity; ATP binding. The record is from RefSeq and is a predicted model, not a curated record.